AUGAGACUUAACCAGGAUUUUAACGAUCUUACCAGUUUUCUGACUUUUUCGUGUGGCGCCAGUAUAACACCGAUUGUGAACGAUCUAGAAUGGACGAUGUGGCAGAGACUGGACAAUUCAUCAUUGGACUACAAUAUUGUUAUCCUCUCAGAUCAAUCCUAUAUAUUACCGACAUACAACGAACAAACCAACGAUUACACACUAAGCAGAUACACCUACAACACAACACUCAUCUCCAGCUUCUACUCUGACAUUCGCUUCUCUGCAAACAGCUCACUUUCACUCCUAAUAAUAGAUACCAAUAAACUUGUAAUCUAUGAUAACAAUCAAUUCAUUUUAUCAUUAUUAAAUAUUAAUACAGGUAACGCAAUUUGGUCCAUUGAUAGUACGAAUUGCGGUGGUGUAAAGACAGCUUCUCCACCUCAGUAUAUUUAUGAAAAGUUAUGGUCACUAUCGAAACAAGUUGUAUCGAUUUUAGAUAUUACUCUGUCCGGUGAGAGUAGCUUCUAUAUAUGCAGUCCCGAUGCUAUCUACUUGGUGGAUACAUCGCAUGCAACAGUAAAGACACUUGCUUUCCAGGCUAACGAUAAUCAAACUGGAUUGGCAUACGCAUGCAAACUCUCGAAUGCACAGAGUGCAAUCAUGGCGAUUACAUCCAAUCUCUAUGAUUCGAACAACAACAACGAGACAAACAAGCUCGAACAGAAUGUAAUAUUAAAGAUUUCCGAUUCGAAAUGUAUUGAGCUGUGUUCGCAGAAUACCACUUGUACAACCGAUAGCUAUCUAAUCUUAACAAUUUGUUUAAUUAAUUAA
Molecule: messenger RNA, 813 nt
Organism: Heterostelium album PN500
Lineage: Eukaryota; Evosea; Eumycetozoa; Acytosteliales; Acytosteliaceae
Exons: 5
Coding region: 1-813 (270 amino acids)
Source: RefSeq, a predicted model, not a curated record